Anopheles aquasalis is the source of this 3326-nucleotide messenger RNA. Its product is annotated as dendritic arbor reduction protein 1-like. Lineage: Eukaryota; Metazoa; Arthropoda; Insecta; Diptera; Culicidae. Gene Ontology annotation, biological process: regulation of transcription by RNA polymerase II. Gene Ontology annotation, molecular function: RNA polymerase II cis-regulatory region sequence-specific DNA binding; DNA-binding transcription factor activity, RNA polymerase II-specific. The record is from RefSeq and is a predicted model, not a curated record.
CUGAAUCGCAAGCAAUCCACAGCGUUGAGUACAUUUUAGUUUCAUCAAUAACUAUGUGCGUGAAGUGAAUAACGGUUUAAUGGUUACUAAAACGUGCUGUUCUUUAAAACAUCGCCUUGCUAAGAAAGUGAAUAUGUAAAAAGUGACAACAUUUAAAUUUGAUAAGAUAAAAGUGUAAAAUACUGGAAGAUUAAGUAUCGAUCACGAUGCAAACGAAACAAGUUACCGCCUGAGUUAUAGUAGUACCCUUGAUUAUCGUAGCUAAACAUUAAAAACGUCGUUUUGGUGUUUUAUGGAUAUAACGGGUAACCAAAUGGUUCCACUCCAUUUUUUCGGGUAAUGCAGUUUAUAGAUUUCGACGUUCGGAAUGAAUUGAUGGGGCGCCUACAACAAUUGGAAGUGGAUGUAAAACUAGACGUUGCAGAAUCGAACCAGUAUCGUCUAGUUUCGAAGUCAUCUUUGGAGCCGCCUGGAUUGCCUAGCUGCACAAACUAUAACAAUGAACAGAAUGGAAAAGAUUUAUACAUUGAGGACUCUUUUCUGCGACCACCGCUAUGGGAGGAUAUCACCAGCUCAAUACAGAACAUAGAUCCUGAAAAUGCCAUCAUGUUGGGAACAACGAAUGACGUUUCACAAGUGAAAAUGGAAGCGAUAGAAGAUUCGUUCCUAGAGCCCUUAUCCUCGCCAUUGCUCAGCCCGUUGGAGAUCAAAACAGAAAAAAGUCACCUACUAAUACAAUCCCGUAAAUAUGAUCAUAACAUUAACCAACAUCAUAACGUCAACGUCAAUCAAAAUGCACAUCAACAACCGCAUCAUUCACAAGUUGAUACUAGCUGCAGCAAUGUUUCCAGCAACAACCAUGAAAGUAGUAUUUUUUUUAUACACAGUAGCGCAAGCUACACUUUAAAUGCAUUAGAAUCGUCAGACAAUGACGCAGUUCAUAGCGAUCAUCAUUCAAAUUUAAGUGACUUUGUCUUCGAGAUGAACGGUACUGCCCGAAGUCCAAAACUUCUGAAUUCUAAUGCUCCUACCCAACCGGAACAUUCAACCCUUCAACAACAGCCGCCUCAGCAACACCAUCAAGAGCAACAAAUGUACAAUCUGACUCAUAGCAUGCAUGUAAAUCAGAACAAUAAUUAUUACAGCUGGCCUCAAUCAAUCUUGAAUCCCAAUGCGUGCCAGCUGACUCAUUCUAAGUAUACAUCAUCGCUGUGCUCGGCCGUAUGUGCAGCAUCAAUAUCAAGAUUAAUGGAUGUCCCACCACUUACACCACCCAAUUCUGAUCCCGGUAGCCCGGGUAACAACUUACAGCAUCAACUACGACGAACCCCACCUCCACCCUAUAACAUACAACAACAGCAUCUUCAGACGCCGGGAAAUUUAAACCAUCUCCCACAGCAUUCGCAAAACAAUAUAUCAGGCACGCAAUCCGGCGACAAUACGCCGAUGCAAACACAUCACCAGGAUCAUCAACAUUUAUUAGUGGACAAUCCAGAUACUUGCCAAAAUCCCUCUAAUCACAGAAAUUCAUCAAAGGCAAUGGGAUCGACACUAAUUAACUCUACGUUUAGCACUGCUUCCGUCGGAGCAAGAACUGAAUAUGUCGGAUCUCACACUGAAACUUGUCGCGGUUCCAGUUCCAAAGCAAAGUCAAAUGUGCUAACUAAUGCCAACCUAGUGAAACAAAUUGUUGGUCGGUACAACAGGCGUAAUAAUCCUGAGCUAGAAAAACGGAGAAUACACCACUGCGAUUACAUCGGUUGCAUAAAGGUUUACACCAAGAGCUCCCAUUUGAAAGCACACCAAAGAAUCCAUACCGGUGAAAAGCCAUACUGCUGCCAGUGGCCAGAUUGCGAGUGGCGUUUUGCGAGGUCGGAUGAACUUACUCGGCACUAUCGCAAACAUACCGGCGCUAAACCGUUUAAGUGCAUCGUUUGUAACCGCAGCUUUGCUCGUAGUGAUCACUUAGCACUUCAUAUGAAGCGUCACCUACCAAAAACUAAAAACUAAAAGUAUAUGUUAUGGAUACUUUUAAAUUAUUGUGAAGUGUACACGUUCAUACUCUGCAUCCUGCCAUGGUAGCAGUGGUCAAGAAAUGCCUACACAAAUGCUUAAACUGCUUUGUUCUUAUAAUAAUUACAUAAUUCAGUACUUUACUGGAUAAGAACAAAAAAAAGUAUGUGUUUAGAUUGCAAAAGCAUUUAUAUCUCUAAUUUUACUACCAAUAAGUUCAUAGUAUUUUAAAGAAUAGUUUAAAAUAAAACGGCUACAUCACUUUUUCAUUAUAACAUUUCUCCCAAUCUGUUUAUUCUCGUUUAUUCGAGUGAACAAUUUUAUUCCAAUAAUGUGUUAAUUAACGUUUUACUUGUCUAACUGUAGCUCUUGGAAUUAUUUCAACAAAAUUUAAGUUCGUAUGACUAAGUGCCAAGGCUUGGCUAGACUUUCACUAAACCCUUAAAACCAAACCGGGAUUUCUACGACCACGCCACAAAAUAUGGUGUCCGCAAACACCACAUGACUCAAGAGGAAGCGUUUUCUAUAUCUCGAAAUCAACCAAACCGUUUUGUAUGUAUCCUUCAACGUUUAUUUAGCCAACAUUAGCAUUGACAGUAACGAUCUCCAUACACCUAAAAAAGCAAAGUAUUUUUUAACCACACUCCAAGGAAAAUCAACAAUGGAAGUAAUAAUAAAGUCCUAAAUGUAUUUAUAAACAUUGGCAGUGAGGUGUAGUUUGGUUAACUUGACUGAACUUAACUAUCAAAAAUGAACAUAAUCCAUUACCAUUCCUGACGAACUUUAUUAAAAAGGUAAUCAGUUUCUCUAAACUCAUUUUUUUUUGUGCACACAUGGUAGAACCUUGUGACCGUAUUACGAUGAACAGUGGAACCGUUUGAAGUUCGAACAUUUCUUCUAUGGAUAACUCCUCUAACGGGAUCCACUUAUUUUUAAAUAACAACGCUUUCACUAUAGACAUUUAAGUCCUUCAAAUGAUUUUUGCUAAAUAUUUAAAAAUAAAAGUGCCACCUACUGUGAAAUGGUAACUAAUAUAGCAAAUGUGGAUUUUUUGGAAUAAUUUAUUACGUUCUCUUAGUACUAGAAGAGCUCUAGCUACAUCUACUUCAUUGAAUCAGAAAUAUGCCCAUGUUAUUUUGAUGAUUGUAAUUACCACUGAAGAAGUCUUGUGUUGUUGAAAGUUAGUUUUCACUUAUAACACUACGAGAACAAACAAACGAACAUAAUUUGAUCUCAGAUUAGCUGUUCUUGAAUAAUAAUUACAUAUAACGAUCCUAGAUAUCACAAGUCAUGUGAUCCAUCUUUCGAAGUUG